AUGCACCGCAAUCCCCGAACAUCGAAUCGCGAAUCGCGAAUCGCGAUGCAGCCCGACACCCCUUCCCAAAUCCAACCCAGCAAGAAGAAUUCGAGCAUACUAAUGGCGGCAAAUAUUUUCAGGCAAACCAUUCUACAACCUCGGGAGCUAGUAGUAAGAGUACUCUUCGCUAACCAAGUCAGCUAUCACAACAUUCUACACACGCGAUUCAACAUUCCACCUGUCCUCUCCUCUGACAAUCCCUUUUCGAGAGUCACGAUGGCGCCACGUCUUUCCACCUUCCCGUUCUUUCUUAUCGUUCUCUCCAUGAUCGCACUCGCGACAACCCCAGCCCUUGCGGCGCGACACAGAGCAGCUCCCACCGAGACAUUGCUGCAGAAGUCAAUUAAAGCGCGAGCUCUCGCCGACAAAGCCGCCGCAGCAGCCGCAGAGGCCGAGGCGAUCGCAGAGCAGCGCAGGCAAAACGAAGCCGCGGCGCUCGCCGACCUCAACGCCGCCAUCGCCGCCGCGGACGCCGCUGCCGCCGCGCUCAACGCCGCAAAAUCCGGCGCGACGUCCGCGGCCGCGGCGAAGGGAAACGCGAAGAAAUCUCUAGACGCCGCGAAGAAACAGCUCGACGAAAUGAAGAAAGCGCGCGAAACCAAGUCGAAGAGCGUCGUUCAGAAAAAGGCCGACGUAAAAGCGGCGGAGGCGAAGGUCCUCGCGGCGCAGCAGACGCUAGACAAGGCCAACGCGGAGAAAACCAAGCAGGAGAAGGUCGCGGCGGACGCGAAAGCAGCGGCCGACGCGGCGGAUCAGGAGGCGAAGAAGAAGAAGGGCGACAAGGCGUCGACGGACAAGGCGAAGAAAGCAGGCGACGCUGCGAAGAAAGCCAAGGAACAGGCCGACGCGCUCGCGAAGGAGGCGCUCGCGGCGGAGCAGGCGCUAGCGGCCGCGGAGGACGCGGCGGAGAAAGCGCAGGACGACGCGAGUGCGGCGGAGAGCGCCAGCGCGCCGUCAGACGCGGAGCUGGAGAAGGAAGACGAGGUGGCGGAGGCGGCGGAAGACGCGCAGGAGGCGGAGGCGGCGCAGAAGGCGGCGGAAGUCAGCGCGAAGGACGCGGAGAAGGCGCUCAAGCGCGCACUGGUGGCGGUGAAGCAGGCGCGCGCGGCGUGGAAGAACAAGAACGCGCUGAGACUGGCUGCUGAGAAGAAGGCCGCGCAGAAGGCGGCGAUCGCGGCUGCGUUUGAUGCUAAGGCGGAUGCUGCAGAGCGUGCUGCUGGCAUCGUCGCCCCUCCCUCUGCGCCCGCAUCCCAACCCGCACCUGGCUCCAACCCCGCACCUGGUUCUAACCCCGCCCCCGGCUCUAAACCCGCGCCUGGAUCUAACCCCGCGCCUGGAUCUAAUCCCGCGCCUGGCUCGAAACCCGCGCCUAGCUCUCAAGCCGCACCUGGCUCCCAAGCCGCACCUCCUUCCAUACCUGCUCAGGGGUCGCGCCCUGCACCCAGUUCUACUGCUUCGCCCUGA
Molecule: messenger RNA, 1506 nt
Organism: Closterium sp. Yama58-4
Lineage: Eukaryota; Viridiplantae; Streptophyta; Zygnematophyceae; Desmidiales; Closteriaceae
Source: the annotation of a GenBank genome assembly